Dalotia coriaria is the source of this 524-nucleotide messenger RNA. Its product is annotated as transcription elongation factor 1 homolog. The coding region runs from base 114 to 362 and encodes 82 amino acids. Gene Ontology annotation, cellular component: transcription elongation factor complex. The record is from RefSeq and is a predicted model, not a curated record. Gene Ontology annotation, molecular function: RNA polymerase II complex binding. Gene Ontology annotation, biological process: transcription elongation by RNA polymerase II. The transcript has 2 exons. NCBI's taxonomy places the organism in Eukaryota, Metazoa, Arthropoda, Insecta, Coleoptera, Staphylinidae.
AUACAUCACCCCUACUAUUGCAACUGUAAACCAAACCAAACUAACCUACAUUUUCUGUUGUUCUUUGUUGAUCCUACGAAAUAUUUUCGUAGUGAAGCGAUAAUUAUCACAAAAUGGGACGCAGAAAGUCAAAGAGAAAACCGCCAUCCAAGCGCAAAGCGAUUGAACCGCUAGAUCAACAGUUCAACUGCCCGUUUUGUAAUCACGAAAAGUCGUGUGACGUUAAAAUGGAUAAGGGUAAAAACACAGCUCGAAUAACGUGCCGGGUGUGUUUGGAAGACUUCCAGACGUCCAUCACAUUCCUCUCUGAACCAGUGGAUGUCUACAAUGAUUGGAUAGAUGCCUGCGAAUCUGCAAAUUAAACACAUCAUUUUGACUAAGUAAACUGACAAGUUUUCAUUUAAAUAUAGUAUUUAAGUUAAGAAACUUAUGUAAUCUGAUAAUUAUAUAAUUAGGACAUGUUUUAACAUGUAUGCAUUGGAGUAUUUGUGAUUUAUGAUAAAAUAUAAAAAUAAUACAAAUAA